CGGCUGCAGACACCGCCGGCCGCCCGCUCGCCCUGCCGCAGCGAGGGCGCCGCUGCGUGCGCAGAGCCCCGAAACAGGAAUAAACCAAUACAAUGGAUUGGGGUACCCUGCACACUUUCAUCGGGGGUGUGAACAAACACUCCACCAGCAUCGGGAAGGUGUGGAUCACCGUCAUCUUCAUCUUCCGUGUCAUGAUCCUCGUGGUGGCCGCUCAGGAAGUGUGGGGAGAUGAACAGGAAGACUUUGUGUGCAACACUCUGCAGCCAGGAUGCAGAAACGUGUGCUAUGACCACUUCUUCCCCGUGUCCCACAUCCGGCUGUGGGCCCUGCAGCUCAUCUUUGUCUCCACCCCUGCCCUGCUUGUGGCCAUGCACGUUGCCUACUACCGGCAGGAGGCCGCCCGCAAAUUCAGACGAGGAGAGAAGAGAAAUGAAUUCAAAGACUUGGAAGACAUUAAAAAGCAGAAGGUUCGGAUCGAGGGAGCCCUGUGGUGGACGUACACCAGCAGCAUAUUUUUCCGAAUCAUCUUCGAAGCCUCCUUUAUGUAUGUGUUUUACUUCCUAUACAAUGGGUACCACCUGCCCUGGGUGCUGAAAUGUGGGGUUGAUCCUUGCCCCAAUCUCGUUGACUGCUUCAUCUCCAGACCUACGGAGAAAACCGUGUUCACCAUUUUUAUGAUCUCUGCCUCGGUGAUUUGCAUGCUACUCAAUGUGGCCGAGUUGUGCUACCUGCUGCUGAAAGUGUGUUUCAGGAAAUCAAAAAGAGCCCAGACACAAAGAAACCACCCCAGUCAUGCCCUAAAGGAGAGUAAGCAAAAUGAAAUGAAUGAGCUGAUUUCAGAUAGUGGUCAAAAUGCAACCACUGGUUUUCCAAGUUAGACAUUUCAAAGUGCAAUGUAGCCAGCUCCUAACAGAACUGGUGUCUUCUCCUAAGGACCCUCUCUCUAGGCUAGAGACUUUGUGUUUAUAAAUGGCUUUCAUAAUACAUAGGUACUUGAGUUAAUGUUUUAUAGAAUAAUUGUGCCAUUAAUAUGCAACAUGAUCACAUAUGUGGUCCAUCUCUGAAAACUAAGACAGGUUGACAACCAUACCUUGAAGCUUCUUUCACAUGUCUGUUUUAAGUGGACCAUCUGACAUAGUGGGUAUUUCCUGAAACUUUAAGAUUGUAACUUUUGUUGAUAAUGUUAAUCUAGAAAUGGAUACUUUUAUUAGUAAAAGAUAUUUUUAUAGGAUUAAGUGUUUUAGUACUGACUUUGAAUUUAUAUAUUUUUAUAAUGACUAGUCUUCUUUACCUGGAAAAACAUACGAUGCUAGUUUUUAGAAUUAUACUUUAAGUAUUUAAAUUUUGAACUUACUGUAUCUUGUUGUAAAUCAUAUUUUGCAUUGUCUACCGACAAGUUUAUAAACUAGCAUGAUGCUCUGGAAAGUGUUCAUUGUACAAUAUAUUUUUACGGCUUUGUGAAUGUAGACAGAGCUGUAUGGAGGUCGGAAGCUUUUUAAAACUAGUCCAUUUGCAGUAGUUGUGAACAGCUCCCCUCAAUAAAGAUGAACCCCACUGCUUAAGCGUU
Myotis lucifugus (little brown bat) is the source of this 1567-nucleotide messenger RNA. RefSeq names its product gap junction protein beta 6 (gene GJB6). Gene Ontology annotation, cellular component: connexin complex. The coding region runs from base 93 to 878 and encodes 261 amino acids. The record is from RefSeq and is a predicted model, not a curated record. The transcript has 2 exons. Gene Ontology annotation, biological process: cell communication. NCBI's taxonomy places the organism in Eukaryota, Metazoa, Chordata, Mammalia, Chiroptera, Vespertilionidae.